AUGUCGCUGCCUGGAAAAGAAGGGUUCGAGCCCGCGUCGAAUAGUGCGGCUCAGGAGUCAAGUGGAGAUCGCCAAAAGUACCAGUCUUAUUCGCGGAAAACAAAAACCAGUGCCCUGCCGCCAAAAGUGACCGUGCCGACCCCGCCCCACAACUACGAAGAGAAAACCACGCAACAACCAAACGAGCUGCUCGGAAUACCAUGCCGUGGAGAGGAUAAGCUGGCUUCACUUAAGGGCGACUCGCUCAUUUAUCAGCCAGCGAACAGUGCCAAUGCUCAGCACGGAAGGAAAAAUACGGAACGUAAGGACGCGGGUCCGCCUGGCAGACGGGACUAUGAAGGAGGUGACCCAAGCAGUAACAGUCAAGGACUCGAUCACACCAGCAUACCCAAAAACGGAACCUCGACGGAGACGACUGCGACACCGCUGGAUACACCCAGGGCCAGUCUUGAUACCGACAACUCAACGCCAGACGCAAACGAAAACAACGGAACCUCGACGAAGACGACUGCGACUCAGCUGGAUGCACCCAGGGCCAGUCCGUCUGCCGGUGACUCAACGCCGGACGCACACAAACGGACUACGGCGAAGGCAACUGCGACACCGCUGGAUACUCCCAGGGCCAGUUCAUGCCCUCGCCAGUCCAACUUGGACAACGCCAGGAACCUCGAAACUUCAGUGGAGGAGGCAGCGACACCGCUGGAUACUACCAGGGCCAGUCGACCUACUCUGAAGACAACGCAAAGUGACCCUACCCGGACAAUGCAUACCAGCCUCAACCAUAAAAGACUCUGCAACAACGCCCCAGGAAUCAUCCCAUCAAGCCCCGACGACGAACGACCCAGCUGCUCUACCAGGACAACGCCGAGAGCACAUCAGCAUCGCACCAGCCCAUAA
This is a messenger RNA of Drosophila obscura, 897 nucleotides long. Its product is annotated as mucin-17-like. Bases 1 to 897 code for a protein of 298 amino acids. Lineage: Eukaryota; Metazoa; Arthropoda; Insecta; Diptera; Drosophilidae. The transcript has 3 exons. The record is from RefSeq and is a predicted model, not a curated record.